AUGGCAGUGACCCUCGCCCGCACAACCAUCACCGGCAUCGCUCCGUCCAGAGCGCCCAAGACUGUUGGUCCCUACGUUCACGCUACAGUGCAUGAGAACACAAUCUACAGCACGUGCAUUCUGCCCAUCGACCCCAAGUCCGGGCAGCUCGUCGGCGACACGGCCGAGGAGCGCUUCCGCCGCAUCUACCAAAAUCUCUCGGUCGUGCUCGAGGAGGCUGGAAGCUCGCCCCAGCGUAUUCUCAAGCAGACGCUGUACCUUACUGAUCUGGCGGACUUUGACGCUUUCAAUAAGCUCACUGUCGAGUUCCUUGGCGACCACCGCCCUGCACGCGCCACGGUCAAGGUGCUUGGACUCCCUCUGGAGGCUCCGUGCGGCCUCGAAGUGAUUGCCGCGCGCAACUAG
Molecule: messenger RNA, 405 nt
Organism: Trichosporon asahii var. asahii CBS 2479
Lineage: Eukaryota; Fungi; Basidiomycota; Tremellomycetes; Trichosporonales; Trichosporonaceae
Exons: 2
Coding region: 1-405 (134 amino acids)
Cellular component (GO): cytosol; mitochondrion
Molecular function (GO): deaminase activity
Source: RefSeq, a predicted model, not a curated record